AUGCCACAACAGGAUUCCAUGGGUCCAGCUGUAGACUCUGGAGCUUUCAAUCUCACAGUCUUCAACAACAACAGCAGCAGCAGUUGUGAAAGCGAUGACCUGAGCAAUUCCGAUAGCGAUACCUCGUGCCAUAACGAACUCUCUUCAUCUAAAAGCUCUAGUACCUUCCACACAACAGCCUCUCGCAGAUACCAGUGCGAAGAAUUAAUCAGGCCGAAAAAGACACGUUGCCACAAGGAAUUCAAAAGAUCAGAACAUCUCCGCCGUCAUAUCAGAACUGCCCAUUGCGUUGACUACUUCCCCAAUUACGAAUGCAAGAUUCCUUCUUGCUCCAAAAAGUUCAAAAGGAGAGACAAUUUGCGCCCACACUAUCUCACACAUUUGAUACGUACGAAAAUAGCUGAUCCAAGAAAGAACAAGGUGGUGACGUUCCAGGAACUGGAGAAAAUUCUUGGUUCUGAGGAAGAAGAUCUGCUAAAAUCACUCAAGGCGAAGCUAGGUAAAACCUGA
This is a messenger RNA of Bipolaris zeicola 26-R-13, 510 nucleotides long. RefSeq lists its product as uncharacterized. Lineage: Eukaryota; Fungi; Ascomycota; Dothideomycetes; Pleosporales; Pleosporaceae. The record is from RefSeq and is a predicted model, not a curated record. The transcript has a single exon. The coding region runs from base 1 to 510 and encodes 169 amino acids.